Archocentrus centrarchus (flier cichlid) is the source of this 3215-nucleotide messenger RNA. Its product is annotated as sialin. Gene Ontology annotation, cellular component: apical plasma membrane. The transcript has 10 exons. Gene Ontology annotation, molecular function: transmembrane transporter activity. Gene Ontology annotation, biological process: monoatomic anion transport; transmembrane transport. NCBI's taxonomy places the organism in Eukaryota, Metazoa, Chordata, Actinopteri, Cichliformes, Cichlidae. The coding region runs from base 1 to 1533 and encodes 510 amino acids. The record is from RefSeq and is a predicted model, not a curated record.
AUGCCGCCACCCGAUGGCUGCUCCAUCAACUCGGCCACUUCUGACGAGAGUGAGGAAGACGAACCUCUCAUCAGAAGUGCUGAAAUUCCUCCUCGGUGCUGCUCGGCCCGCUUCAACCUCGCCUUCCUGAUGUUUCUCGGCUUCACCGUGGUCUACGGUCUCCGGGUCAACCUCAGCGUUGCCAUGGUAGCCAUGGUGAACAGCACCGACCCCGAUCCGGCCCUAAACCGCUCCGUGAUCCACGCCUGUCCACGACCGUCAGGACAAGAAAACAUCAGCGAGAAUUUCCAGCAGCCUGACGGGGUCCCUCAGUACCCCUGGGACUCCAAGACUCAGGGAUGGCUGCUGGGAGCGUUCUUCUUCGGCUACCUGUGCACACAAAUCCCAGGCGGCUACCUGGCAGGUCACUACGGGGGGAAGAUUUUCCUGGGUUUGGGUGUGCUGGGAACAGCGGUCCUCACCCUGCUCACUCCUCUGGCUGCCCAGUGGGGGUCUUACUGGCUGUUUGGACUGCGAGCAUUGGAGGGCUUUGGAGAGGGUGUGACGUACCCAGCGAUGAUGGCCUUGUGGGCCCGGUGGGCUCCUCCCCUGGAGCGCUCUCGCCUGAUGACCAUGUCGGGGUCGGGGGGCAGCUUCGGGGCCUUCGUGGCGCUGCCGCUCACCGGCUUCAUCUGCCAAAUGCUCGGCUGGCCCGCCGUCUUCUACCUGUGCGGCAGUGCCGGUUGCCUCUGGGCCGUCUUCUGGUUUAUUUUUGUGUCAGAUGACCCUCGCACCCAUCGUCGAAUCAGCAAGGAGGAGAGAGAUUACAUCACAAACUCCAUCGGACCUCAGGGCACAGGUCAUGGCUGGACCGUCCCCUUGCUGCACAUGGCGCUGUCUGGCCCUCUGUGGGCCAUCAUCAUCACCCAGAUGUGCUCCAACUGGGCCUUCUACACGCUGCUCACCUCCCUGCCCACCUACAUGGACGUCAUCCUGCACUUUGACCUGCAGUCGAAUGGCUUCCUGUCCUCUCUGCCGUACCUCGGCGGCUGGAUGAUGUCGACGCUGUCAGGAGUGGCGGCGGACGCGCUCAUCGAGAGGAGGGCACUCAGCGUCACCACCGUUCGCAAACUCUUCACGCUCGCAGGCCUGUUGCUGCCUUCGGCGUUCCUCGUGGCUGUCAUUUACGCCGGCUGCAACCACAUCCUCACCGUCACCUUCCUCACACUCUCCUCGACCACGGGAGGGUUCAGCGCCGCCGGAGUCUUCAUCAACCAGAUAGACAUCGCUCCUCGGUAUGCAGGAUUCCUUCUGGGAAUCACCAACACAUUUGGGACCAUUCCCGGGGUCGUGGCGCCGAUCGUAACAGGAUACUUUACUGAAGAUCACACUCUGGCAGGCUGGGCGAAGGUCUUCUGGGUCGCUGCUGGGAUCAACGCCAGCGGUGCCGCCAUCUUCACUUUAUUUGGCAGCGCCAAGCUCCAGUCGUGGGCCCUCACCGAGGAGGAGCGAGCAGAGGCUGAGAGGACGAGGGGCAGGUCCAUCUCACAUUAAGGCAGCUGUCUGCAUCAGCAGCAGAGCCUUUAAAGGCUUUAAAGACACACACAUAACUACAGUUUUACAGUUUGCUCAUUUUAGACAAACAUCUGGAGUUUUAAUUUUUAAAUUCAGGUAUAAAUUAAGGGAUAUAUGCAGUAAUCGCACUUCAUGAGCCAGUAAUAACAUCUACAGUAUGAUCUUAUUUUGGCGAGUUUACAUCCAGGUGAGCCGAUAAAUGAGUUUUUACAAUAAUUCCAGCAAAGGUGUUCAAGCUCAUCGAGCACUUUUCUACUCUGAAAUGUCCUGUUACGCACAUGUUUAACCCCUUAAAUCCUGCCACUGUGUUUUCAAGGGGGGGGGCAACACCACACCAGCAGUAUUUCCCUCAUUCUGCACACUGCAAAGAGCACAUACCUGCAGGAUCGCUGUGUCCAUGAACAGAAAGCUUUCAGAGGGCUUAAAAUGUUAUCACUACUUUAAGAAAGCAUUAGUUUUAGUGCACAGGGCAUAUUUGAACAUGUGCUGCCUUUAAUGAUCAGGAAACAUGUUUACUCUUACAUAUUCGUGGUGAUUUUUGCAUCUCUGGUUACGUACAGCGCUUCAGGUGAGACCAAAACAAAUCACCUUUUUCAUGUUUUAUAUUUUUUAUUUGAAUUUUACUCAGAACAAAGGUACAAGGAAGAGGCGGCAGACUUUGCACAACAGGAGGGUCAUUCCAUACAAAAUCAAUGUAAUUAGAGAAAAAGAGUCAAUUUUACCUUCAUACUGUGAAUAUUAGGAGCUGCUGUACUCACAGUUCCUCAGGCUGUCUCUGAGGCCGAGCCCAUCCACCCCACGGGUGACCGUAGGUGAGCGGUGGUGCAUCGGUCGACAGGUAAACUUGAGAGCUUUGCCUCCUGCUCAGCUCUGUCUUCACCGCGACAGUCAGGUACAACGUCCACCUAACGCUCCACCUUCUUGUCACUCGUGAAUAAGAUGGGCGGCCUCUCUCCUCCACCUCAGAGGGGGCAAGCCUCCGUUUUCCGGCAGAGAGCCGCGGCCUCAGAUUCUCAUCCUGUUUCACAUUUCCUGCUCAGCUUGUGUCAGUUUCCUUCUUCAGUGCAGCAUCCUCAUCUACUCACAUUCAAAGUCAUCCAAAUUUCAACCCACGCUCUGUACUGUGUGGACCUGUAACUCAGAAUAUCCACAGUAUGAAGGUAAAAUUGGCCAUGAUUUUUUAUUAAAGACACUAAAAUCAUUGGACAUGAGAAAAAUCAGCUGAUUCUGAGGAGGUGCUGCUUUAUUUGCAGCUGAACCUGUUUGGCUACCACUUCUGCAGACUGUUUAUUAGGACCAAGAGAAGCACUUUUCAAUGGCACAAAUACACAGAAAGCCUUACAACAGUGCCAAUGACCUGUGAAACUUUCCAUUUUAGCUCAUAGUUUUAUCUUAUUUCUAGACUUAAAGCACCUUCAGAUUUAAUUGUACAGGUUUGCUUCAGUAUUAAGAAGCUGCCUUUUGUAAGCUGCAAUAAUUAUUGUUCCUGGAAGAUCUCAUAAAUCUCAUCGUGCAGUUUAUCAACGAGCACUGUGAUUGAUUGUAAUGAUGUGAUAAUUUAUUCACCUCUGUGCUUCCAAAAUGUGUAAUGCCAUAAAAAUGCUUUAUUUUGAAAAUAUUUUUGUUUUUCCUGGAAAAACUAAAAUGAGAAGCAUGUAAAA